UCUCUCUCUCUCUCUCUCUCUCUCUCUCACCAGCACACAGGUAUAUUAAGUAACAAACUAAUUUGGUUGUCUGCCUCUUGUGUUCUAUUUCUAUCACCGGAGGGGGAAACACAGACACACACACACAACACACACAAAGUGAGCGAGGAUGGAAGGGACGACGUCAUCGGAAACAGCAGUCAAGGUGUCAUCGAUUUUCAUAUACCCUAUCAAGUCAUGCCGUGGGAUUUCAGUUCCUCAAGCCCCUCUCACGCCUACUGGAUUUCAAUGGGAUCGACAAUGGCUAGUGGUGAACUCAAAGGGAAGGGCAUGCACUCAAAGAGUUGAACCAAAGCUUGCUUUAGUGGUAGUUGAACUGCCAAGUGAGGCAUUUCUUGAAGGCUGGAAACCUACAAAGAACUCGUAUAUGGUGUUAAAAGCACCUGGUAUGGAAGCUCUCAAGAUUUGUCUGAGUAGACCACAUGGAGUAGCAGAUGGUGUCUCAGUAUGGGAAUGGUCUGGCUCUGCAUUGGAUGAGGGAGAUGAAGCAUCAAAAUGGUUCUCAGAUUACCUUGGAAAACCCACUCGACUGGUCCGAUUCAAUACUGAGUCAGAAGUUAGAGUUGUGGAUCCUGAUUAUGCCAAUGGGCAUAAUACCAUGUUUGCUGAUUGCUUCCCAUUCUUGUUGUUAUCUCAGGGGUCAAUGGAUGCACUUAACAAUCUUCUCAAGGAGCCGAUACCUGUUAACAGAUUUAGGCCUAACAUCCUUGUUGAAGGCUGUGAACCGUUUUCUGAGGACUUGUGGACAGAGAUCAAGAUAGGCAAAUUUUCAUUUCAGGGAGUGAAGCUGUGCUCCCGUUGUAAGGUGCCUACGAUCGAUCAAGAGACUGGGAUUGCGGGAAAUGAACCAACUGAGACUCUGAAGCAUCACAGGUCAGAUAAAGUCCUAAGGCCAAAUGGGAAACAGCAGAAUAGGGUCUACUUUGGGCAAAAUAUGGUGUGGAAAGAUUAUUAUAUUGCAGGAAAUGAGAAAACACUUAAAGUGGGAGAUCCUGUUUAUGUCCUCCAAAAGGUCUCUUCUGCUGAUAAAGCAGCUGCUUGAACUGUGCAAGCAUGUACCAAUAUCUUUUUAAGUCAAACGAAAUAAUGAGAGAGAGAGAGAGAUGGAAUCUAUGUCUGCUAAGAUGUGAUCUGUUUCAAUGCAAAAUCUUCAUUUGCUGAUGAUGAAACUGGAACUGCUGAGCCUCCAUUGGUAGCACGUUAUGUAUCAUUUUAUCUAGAUAAUGAUAAUGAUUCACAAUUCCUAAAA
This is a messenger RNA of Prosopis cineraria, 1288 nucleotides long. RefSeq lists its product as uncharacterized. Gene Ontology annotation, molecular function: catalytic activity; molybdenum ion binding; pyridoxal phosphate binding. The coding region runs from base 149 to 1081 and encodes 310 amino acids. The record is from RefSeq and is a predicted model, not a curated record. The transcript has 8 exons. NCBI's taxonomy places the organism in Eukaryota, Viridiplantae, Streptophyta, Magnoliopsida, Fabales, Fabaceae.